Molecule: messenger RNA, 615 nt
Organism: Zonotrichia albicollis (white-throated sparrow)
Lineage: Eukaryota; Metazoa; Chordata; Aves; Passeriformes; Passerellidae
Source: RefSeq, a predicted model, not a curated record
CUGCUGCUCUGCGCCCCCACCGGCGCGGGGAAGACCAACGUGGCGCUGAUGUGCAUGCUGAGGGAGAUCGGGAAGCACAUCAACAUGGACGGCACCAUCAACGUGGACGAGUUCAAGAUCAUCUACAUCGCCCCCAUGAGGUCCCUGGUGCAGGAGAUGGUCGGGAGCUUCAGCAAGCGUUUGGCCACCUACGGGAUCACGGUGGCCGAGCUGACCGGGGACCACCAGCUGUGCAAGGAGGAGAUCAGCGCCACGCAGAUCAUCGUGUGCACGCCCGAGAAGUGGGACAUCAUCACCCGCAAGGGCGGCGAGCGCACCUACACCCAGCUGGUGCGGCUGCUCAUCCUGGUGAGCGCUGGAGAGGACACCCGGGGGCUCCUCAAGGGUUCCUCCAGGUGGAGAUGGGCUUUGGGGGUGGAGAACCUCAAGGUGGGGGUGGAGAACCUCAAGGUGGACCUGGGCUUUGGGGCUCCUCAGAGGGUUCCUCAAGGUGGAGCUGGGCUUUGGGUGGAGAAGCUCAGGAGGUUCCUCGAGGGGUUCCUCAAGGUGGAUCUGGGGUUUGGGGGUGGAGAACCUCAGGAGGUUCCUCAAAGUGGAUCUGGGGUCUGGAGGUGA